Messenger RNA from Hyalella azteca, 3009 nucleotides. RefSeq names its product tyrosine-protein phosphatase vhp-1. The transcript is spliced from 5 exons. The record is from RefSeq and is a predicted model, not a curated record. Bases 38 to 1417 code for a protein of 459 amino acids. Gene Ontology annotation, molecular function: MAP kinase phosphatase activity; protein tyrosine/serine/threonine phosphatase activity. Gene Ontology annotation, biological process: negative regulation of MAPK cascade; protein dephosphorylation. Gene Ontology annotation, cellular component: cytoplasm. Lineage: Eukaryota; Metazoa; Arthropoda; Malacostraca; Amphipoda; Hyalellidae.
AGCUCAGUAGCGCUGCAGUCGUGAGGAAGCAGGGAGGAUGGGUCGCAAGGAACCUCGUCGGGUGCAGGUGGAUGAGCUGAGGAGUCUGCUGCUGGAGCCUGGUGGGGGCGCGUUCAGGGUGCCUCUCAUGGACUAUGAUGAGGUGUACCCUGGGGUGCUGCUCGGGGGCAAGGAUCUUGGUGUGGACAUUGAGCGACUACAGGAGCUAGGAGUGACUCACGUGUUGAACGCUGCCAAAGGCCAGUACAUUGGCCAGAUCAACACGUCUCCAGGGUAUUUCAGGAGGGCAGGAAUAGAGUUUCUCGGCGUGCCUGCCUUGGACAGCAGCACUUGCAACUUGCGACCUUACUUCAAAGAGGCUGCUAGCUUCAUCGAGUCAGCGUUAUACGGUGGAGGGAAAGUCUACGUUCACUGCGAGUGCGGAAUAUCGCGGGCACCGACACUGGUUGCCGCGUUUCUUAUGCUGAGAAGAGGUCUCUCUGCCAGACAAGCUCUUGCUGCCAUCCGAUCCAAGCGAAGCAUCUACCCCAACGAAGGGUUCUUAACACAACUGAGCGACCUCGACUACGAACACCAACAGAAGGGGCUCAUUCGACCAGAACCAGAAAUGUAUUCCGCACUUGACGAACUCAACGCCCGGUACGACUAUCCACUCGAGUACUACCACUACCCGAGUCUUUACCCAAGAACUUCAACCCGGUUCAUCACCCGACAUUUCACACGAGAGUACAGCCCUCCAUUGACCAGGGCUGAGAUCAGGGCAGGGAUACGAGCUCGUUCGGAAGACAGAGAAGUUCCCGCAGUUCGAUACAGAGCUUCAAGUCUGCCCCCGCUGUCCAGGAGCCUCACGCCCGUUCGGGACCUGACGCCCUACACCUCCAGCAGGGUGCACGUUUACGGAUCGAGGACUCCUCGCAUUCCAGGCAGCACCAUCGAUAAUGACAUCAUCACCUACCGACCAUCCAUUGUAGGGUACACUCCUCGAGCUAUCCGAGGCAUCGAUUAUAAGACCGGACCAGUUUCGUUCUCCACGUAUCGCAAUUCGAGCUACUACAAGGACUUGCCGUCUUCACCUUAUGAGAGCAGGGCUACAUCCAGAAUCCGGUACCAGUUAGAACCUCGCUUCACGAGCCCUCUGAUGAACAGUACAGUUCCUGGGACAAGGUUCGGCUCUGCUACCCUCACUGCUCCAGUAAGCAGGUACCUCUCAACGCCUGCAAGAGUUUACAUCUCGUACCCUUCACGAUACGGACUGUCACCCAGCCGAUCGUAUGGCAUCUAUGAACCUAACCUCUACAGGUCCACCUAUACGCAGCACAAGUAUGGACUCGGUUAUCCAACUAAAUUCCAGACCUACAAACUGCUUUAUCCGUCUAUCUACUCCUACCACAGAAGCUACUUAGGAGACUACUAUUGAGACUAAUACAACCAACACAAGUGUGAUGAAUAGUGAGCGUCAUUAAUACUUCAAGUAGACAUAAGAGGAUAUAAGCUCGUUGCUAACGAAAUAUCGAUCGAGCAUUAAAAUCACUUCAAUUGACGGUCAAGAUUGGAAAUGAUUUGCAUUUCACACGACACAAACAUUUACGAAUUUAUCUAUGUCUUCCUGGUGGAUCUUUCUUGAUUAAGAACGUGUGCCGCCAAAAUUCUUAUUUUCAUGUCUCACUCACCACUGCCAGUCGGACAAAACGAAACUUGGGUGUGCAAUAAUAUGCUUCUUAUGACUUAACAAAUACGCUUGGCACUUUAAUUUUUCCGCUUUUUAUUUAAUUUAGUGGCGCUACGAUAAACGUUAAGGGUAAAAUAAGUUAAAGUUGUUCGAAAUAAUUUCCUCCCUCAUUGUUUGCAGUAUAGCGCGUUGUUACUGAUGAAAGUGAAAAUUCUAAUGUUGAGCCUUCUUGCGUAUGGGGAAUUCAAGGAACUAGGGGCCUCCUUGCACGCGAGUAAUCUUGGUUUGUGCCUUUUACAUGGCAAAUAUCAAGCUGUAUUUUGCCUUGAUAAGUGAAGAAAACAUCAAGUCGUGCCUCAUCAUAAAAUUUGAUCCUUAAUCGGCACUUUGUACACGCAAAAGGUGCAUAUUCACAGGGAAAGUUUCAGCCGAUAGUAUUAGAGGCUAAUAUCACCCGAUAGUAACUUAUGAGUUUAAUUCAUUCUUGCAGUGGAAAGUACCACUCAGUCUCUCUACCCUACCCAGUUUUUCACCUACAGCUUAUGUUAAUUAAUAAAAUAUUUUAUUAUCAUAGCGAUUGUAACAAUUUCAUUACUGGUUAAUUAAAGCCUCCUCAAACUAUCAUUGUCUCGUCCUAUAUUCUUUACGUAGACUUGACUCUUUUCUUCCUUACGACGCACUGGCGCUAGCAGAUGAAAAACUUACUGUUUACCUAAUACUUUCCUCGUGUAUAGGCUUUCAGAAGGUAAAACUAUAAGUGGAAAGUACUCGCCACCAAUACUAUCGACUAAUACUUUCUCCCUGUACUAGCUUCUAAGGGUAUGGUCUUCGUAUAGAACAAAAACAUCGUAGUAACUACAAUCACAGAAAAUCAUCCCUGCAACUGAUGGUUCCAGCUAGAUUCUAGAUGCAUCGUCGCAUAACUUUAGGUCAUUAAGUUUCAAACGUUCCCCUCUUAAUCGUAUUGUAAAAUGUUCAUGCUUGUUAUGUGAAUGUUAUUUGACGCUGUGGCUUAGAAGCGGCCACUCAGCAUAUUUAGCUACAGUUUAUUCUUAGUGCAGCACAGAGAUGAAAAAUACAGAACUCAGAUGAUUAUCACUAACCUUCAAGAUUUUUGCCAGAAAUGCGAAAUUUAUACUUCAAGAACUCUUAACUUUAAGAAGACGCAACGGAUUCAUAUCGAAAAAUGCCAGAGCAGAUUUAGAAUUAAAACGCAAGUAUACAUUAAAUUACAUCAAUGAUAUGCAAUCACAUAGAAAUCGUUUCUGUACUAACGAACCGGUAUAAUGCGGAAAUUUAACAUGCAUGAAAAAAGUUUAACAAUAAAUGAGUUUUCUGAA